AUGCGGUUAGAUAUGCUCAAAAUCUCGGAAACCUCAACACCGCUUCAAAUAGCAUUUCGAAGUUGGGAUCUAUAUGAAUAUCUCGGCAUAUCAAAUAGUAAAAAACAAUCCUGGACUGUGAAAACUUCAUCGCAGACUGAGAGCCCGAGAUUUGUUAUCGUAGCAUUUCAAGUGGAUAGAAAAAAUAAAAUAAACAAAGAUAGUAGUAGAUUUGACCAUUGUUCGUUAUCAUCUCUAAAAGUAUACUUGAAUUCGGAAUCGUACCCCUNAUUGUACUUGAACUCUGAAUCGUACCCCUACGACAACUUGCGAAUGGACUUUCCAAAUGAUAAAUAUGCUGUACCAUAUCACAUGUACACUCAAUUUCAAGAGGCGUUCUAUGAAAAGGAGAUGACGUAUCCAAUGCUGACAAAAACAGAAUUCAAGACAAUUGCUCCACUCAUUGUCAUUGACUGUUCGAGGCAAAACGAAAAAUUAAAAAAUGCGCCUGUAGAUAUUAGAUUAGAAUUUGAAUCUGAUGAAAAUUUUCCGACCAACACUACAGCAUAUUGCUUAAUUGUACACGACAAAAUGUUUGAAUAUAAUCCUAUGACUAAUGAAGUUCAUAAAAUAUUAUAA
Daktulosphaira vitifoliae (grape phylloxera) is the source of this 618-nucleotide messenger RNA. RefSeq lists its product as uncharacterized. Bases 1 to 618 code for a protein of 205 amino acids. The record is from RefSeq and is a predicted model, not a curated record. The transcript has a single exon. NCBI's taxonomy places the organism in Eukaryota, Metazoa, Arthropoda, Insecta, Hemiptera, Phylloxeridae.